AUGGCCGACCAUUCGCAAGUGUCGCCUGCGCCGCCGCAGAAUGUUUCGCGUGGUGAUUACCUCGUCGUUCUUCAUCCUCACGAAGCCGGUGGAGAGGACGAAUUAAAGAUGAAACGCGGCGAUAUUAUUCUUCUCGAAGAGAUGGAUGAAGAAUUUCAAGAUGGAUGGUGGCUUGGACAGCAUCCAGCUUCGGGCGACAAGGGCCUCUUCCCUGCAGGCUUUACUAGAAAGGCGCAUGCCCACGAGCGCUUGAAGGCCCGUCAAAUGACGCCUUUGUACCAAGAACCAAUCGAGUUCGAAAAGACCGAAUCGCCGACGCAAAUGGGACCGACAACACCGGUCGACUCAGCUUUCCCCACGGUGGGAAGUGGGCAAACGACACCCCAAGCUUCGCGCCACGCUAGCACCGCGGAGAUGCAGGCGCAGAUGAGCUCUCCAGGCCAGCAGCGAUCAGCCUCUUCCCCACUGCCACGCCCAAGUCUGGCGGCCGACAUCCAGCAAGCUUUCCGCAAAUCAAGCUUCGAUAGUCAUGAGAAUGGCGAGGAUAGUCCGGUGAUGCACGAGACUUUGAGUGUCAUCGAUGAACAUAUUACCGAUAUGAACACGCCUCGCCACAGCCUGUCCACCCAGGACGCGAAAACGAUGAACGACUCCGGUAGCGAGUACAGUAGCCACGUGAGCCACCGCAUCUCCUACAUCAACGGAAAUGAGACGGAUGAGGAAGAGGGUACACAUCUGACUGAAGCGCAAGUGCGCCGGUGGAGUCAGGCCGAGACCGCCAAACAGAUGCGUGCCAUUGGCGUCGAUUCAAAACAUUGUGAGAUCUUUGAAGAACAGGAAAUCACCGGUGACGUCCUUCUUGAUAUGGAUCAGGACUUCAUUUUCAUGAAGGAGUUUGACUUUGGAGUCAUGGGCAAGCGUCUCAAGACGUGGCACAAAGUAAAGGCCUUCCAAGAGGAAGUGAAGGGCUUCCAGCCGCAGUCGCCGCAGGCUACACGAGGUUCCGUCUCGGGCUUUGGUGGCCCCGAGGAACGAACUUUGUCUCGCGCCGGUCACACAGGGCCUUUCCUGCCACGUAUUCCAACGGUGUCGGAAAAGACUGGUGCGGGCUAUAGAGCAUCCGCUGGACCUGUCCAGCAUCCUCGACUGGCGAGCAACAGCAGCUCUCCUAUGACCCCGAACACUCCCCCAUUCGGCCAGGACUCGCCAAGAAGAAUCUCCGCUGCCUCCAUUCGGGACCUCAAUCACACGCGACGACACUCGUCCAUUGACGCCACUCACCAUGGACCCCUUAGCUCGGCUAUGAAUGGUCAUUCAAAGAAGCCUUCAUUUGACCGGGGUUGGACGCUCAACGGUGGUUCUGGUACGUUGCCAGCUCGUCCAGGAACCUCAAUGGGCACGACGUCAGCUUUCCGUGGACCGCAGACCGUCGAAUCAGAGCCUAACACGCCCGACCAGUUCGAUGAUCUAGAACGGGGCUAUUUCUCCGGCACUGAAGUUGAUUCCCGCCGAGCUCGCCGUGUUCUGCAGAAACGAGCCUCAGCGGCUGGUAGCAUGAGCCAUUCUCGAAAGUCAAGUUAUGCGGAUGAGCCUUACAGAGUUAAAUCUGCUGGCCAGCGUCAGUCUCGUAUUGCCAGUGUUGACUCUAUACAUGAUGCUGCUGCUGCUAGACACGUCUCCACCGCUGCCCAAACUUAUCACGGCGAUGCGCCCCAGAAGAGCCGUUUCCGAAGUCUGAGUACUCGCGUGUCUCAGCGGAGCGGUACCAACGAUUCCCAGCUAUCCAAUCCAGACAGCAAGGAUGGCAAGCCCGGUUUUUUCGCCAGUCUUGGGAUGAGAAAGGGAGAUUCGGAUGGCUCGACUCGCUCGCCCUUGAACUUCCAGCUGCCGAAGAUGGCUGGUGCUGGCAAGAUCCGACGCGCUGUUGGUCUCCGCAAUGCUUCCGAUGGUGUCACCAAGACCACUGAUAUCUCUUCUCCCGUUUCGCCCAGCUCCGAGCGUCACAGCACUGACGAGUCUGGUAAGGCUGCCGAUGGUGCCGGAUUAGUUGUCCGUCCUCGGACGGUUAAAUCCAAGAAGGAUACCAGUGCCUAUACCCGCGGCCUCGAGAAGAAGUCGCCCCAAGAACAGAUGGAUGGCUGUGACUACAGUGGAUGGAUGAAGAAGAGAUCAUCCAAUAUGAUGACGACAUGGAAGCCUCGAUUAUUUGUCCUCCGUGGCCGCCGCUUGUCCUAUUACUACUCCGAAGAUGAUACGGAAGAACGUGGUCUCAUUGAUAUCACUGCUCAUCGUGUGCUUCGUGCGGACAACGACCCUAUUAUCGCGCUGCAUGCCACUGUCACCGGCGCCACUGCGUUGCCCGCCAAUGCUAGUACCAGCGAGAACGGCAGCGGCAUGAAGCUCACAACCCCAGCCGUCAUUGCGUCUCUUACCAACCGGGACGGCAACGGGCCUUUCUUCUUCAAGCUGGUACCCCCUAAAACAGGAAACUCUCGCACCGUGCAAUUCACCAAACCCACCACCCAUUACUUCCAGGUUGAUACCGUCAGAGAGGGUCGUUUAUGGAUGGCCGCCAUGAUGAAGGCAACUAUCGAACGUGACCUAUCAAUGGCCGUCGAGAGCACCAACAAGCAGAAGACCAUUAGUUUGAAGCAGGCCCGACUGAUGAAUCAGCGACCCCCUGCUCUGAUGAUCCCUGUUGAACAAGACCCAGUCAUUCAUGAAGAAGAGGAGGACAGUGGCCUCCGGAUCGAUGGCCUGAAUUUGGACAAAGCACCUUCUUCAGAAGGUGGCUCCUUUUGUCGAUGCAAAGGUCGAUCUUGA
Penicillium maclennaniae is the source of this 2823-nucleotide messenger RNA. RefSeq names its product putative polarized growth protein (Boi2). The record is from RefSeq and is a predicted model, not a curated record. The coding region runs from base 1 to 2823 and encodes 940 amino acids. Gene Ontology annotation, molecular function: protein binding. Gene Ontology annotation, cellular component: plasma membrane. Gene Ontology annotation, biological process: actin cytoskeleton organization. NCBI's taxonomy places the organism in Eukaryota, Fungi, Ascomycota, Eurotiomycetes, Eurotiales, Aspergillaceae. The transcript is spliced from 4 exons.